AUGUCAUCAGUCGCAGCCGCAGAACGACCAUCUGCACAGCAAUUCAGAGAUCGCCAUGGGCACCAGAAACAGAAGCCUUUCCGCGAUGGCCAGGCCAUGAUUGGGCCUCCAGACUGUUCGUGGGCGAGCUUCAAGCGACCGCUUCUGAGAGCCUGUCCCUUGUCGCGGCAGGAAAUCAUCUGGCACGACAAGCUGGGCUACGGAGUCGAUGGAACUGUGUGGAAAGUAGAGAUUGAUGGACGCUUCUACGCGCUCAAAGUGUUCUGGGACAACAAGCCGCCCGAUGGCAUGCGCUACUGGGCCGUCCAGAGAGAAUGCCACAACGCCGCCCUGCUCCAAAUGAUUCGAACGGCCGUAGAGAAAGCAACCGAGCCCAUAUACCUCAAAAGAGAGCCGAGGACGUGGAGAGAUGCCGCCCGAAACCUUCACGCCUUCUCCACCGAGGGCAGCCGAGAGCCCAGAUUCCGACACGCGCCUGAUUCUAUCCCCGUCUCCAGCUCCUCGUUGCCGCGAUUCAGAGAAUGCUUCGGCUGGAUGUCGAUUAGCGGUGCAGAGCUGUGCAGUCUGGACCCCAAGCUCCGUCCCCACGGAGUUGUGCUGGAUCGCAUCAAGCGCGCCAUCUGGCCAUGGGAAAACUACUUUGCCAUCCUCUACGAAUUCAUAUCGCCCGACGAGCAGCCUGCUGUUCAAGAGACAGACCUCAUGCAAUCCCAGAUAGACUUUCUCUGGCGGGCGGGCUUCUGCAUGAUAGAAAGGCGCCUGGUAAACUGGAGGGGAGGCAUGUUGGUGGACAUGGCGGAUAUUGUGUCGCCUUGGCUCUUGGAGUGGGAACCUAUGCUUUAUAAUUGGUUUUCUGCUGAAGAUCUGGAAUGA
Molecule: messenger RNA, 873 nt
Organism: Trichoderma virens Gv29-8
Lineage: Eukaryota; Fungi; Ascomycota; Sordariomycetes; Hypocreales; Hypocreaceae
Exons: 2
Coding region: 1-873 (290 amino acids)
Source: RefSeq, a predicted model, not a curated record